Molecule: messenger RNA, 5250 nt
Organism: Galleria mellonella (greater wax moth)
Lineage: Eukaryota; Metazoa; Arthropoda; Insecta; Lepidoptera; Pyralidae
Gene: amon
Product: neuroendocrine convertase 2
Exons: 14
Coding region: 13-1992 (659 amino acids)
Biological process (GO): protein processing
Cellular component (GO): Golgi membrane; trans-Golgi network
Molecular function (GO): serine-type endopeptidase activity
Source: RefSeq, a predicted model, not a curated record
CUUUGGACCUGAAUGAUGGUCGCGUGUGCGCAUGUGCAGCACCCUGAUCGAUAUCUAGUGACGUCAGCGGGAGUCGGGCCUCAGUCAGCCAGUGUCGGCCACAGCGCGAACAUGUGGCUACAAUGCUUGGCUGCGACUGUGCUGAUCACCGCGACAGCCUCCCGCGAGGUAUUCACCAACUCGUUCCUCGUCAGGUUCAAGAGAUCCCUGCGCCACGACGAGGUCCACGAUGUGGCGUUGCGCCACGGCUUUGACAACCUUGGACCGGUAUUGGGCUCUGACACAGAAUGGCAUUUCGCGCACCGGGGGUUGCCUCACGCACGCCCACGUCGGUCCAUCGCACACGCACGCUUGCUCAAACAACAUCCACUUGUCCAUACGGCGGUACAGCAGACGGGGUUUAAGCGGGUGAAAAGAGGUUUCCGCCCGCUUCGCUUACCAGAAACGGCACCAGCAGCAGAGCCUCGAGAUCCAUACUUUCCUUUACAAUGGUACUUGAAGAAUACGGGGCAGAAUGGGGGCAAGCCUAAGCUUGACCUCAAUGUAGAGGCGGCGUGGUCACAGGGAUAUACCGGGGUGAAUGUGACCACUGCUAUUAUGGAUGACGGCGUGGACUACAUGCAUCCAGAUUUAAAGUACAAUUACAAUGCAGAGGCGUCGUAUGACUUUAGCAGUAACGAUCCAUUUCCUUACCCGAGAUACACCGAUGACUGGUUUAACAGUCACGGCACACGGUGUGCUGGUGAGGUGGCAGCGGCACGAGACAACGGCGUAUGCGGCGUUGGUGUUGCUUACCACUCCAAGGUCGCUGGUAUCAGAAUGUUGGACCAACCCUACAUGACAGACCUGAUCGAGGCGAACUCUAUGGGACACGAACCUCACAAGAUCCACAUCUAUAGCGCGUCAUGGGGCCCCACGGACGAUGGAAGGACAGUGGAUGGACCCAGGAAUGCUACCAUGAGAGCUAUAGUGAGGGGAGUUAAUGAGGGCCGCAACGGUCUCGGCAACAUUUAUGUAUGGGCCAGUGGCGACGGUGGUGAGGACGACGACUGCAACUGCGAUGGAUAUGCCGCUUCCAUGUGGACUGUCUCAAUCAACAGCGCAAUCAACGACGGUCAGAAUGCACAUUACGAUGAAUCCUGCUCGUCGACUCUUGCAAGCACGUUCAGUAACGGCGCUCGAGAUCCAAGUACAGGUGUUGCUACCACGGAUUUGUAUGGCAAAUGUACCGCGACGCAUUCUGGAACAUCGGCAGCUGCCCCUGAAGCAGCUGGAGUGUUUGCACUCGCGUUACAUGCCAACCCAAAUCUAACAUGGAGGGAUAUUCAACAUUUGACCGUGUUGACUUCGAAAAGAAAUUCUCUGUAUGACGCAAAGGGCCGUUUCCAUUGGACCAUGAACGGUGUGGGCCUAGAGUUCAACCAUCUGUUCGGCUUUGGGGUGCUGGAUGCAGGGGCCAUGACAGCUCUCGCCGCCAACUGGCGUUCGGUGCCUCCGCGGUAUCAUUGCGAAGCUGGCUCUGUCAAUACUCACACCGAGAUUCCGUCAGAAGGCAGUAUCGUUCUGAAGAUCGACACGGCGGCGUGUUCAGGGUCCCCGAGCGAGGUGCGCUACUUGGAACACGUGCAGGCGGUGGUUAGCGCCAACGCCACGCGCCGGGGUGACCUCGAGUUCUUCCUCACCAGCCCGAUGGGCACCAGAUCAAUGAUACUAAGCCGUCGGGCGAAUGAUGAUGACUCCAGAGACGGAUUUACCAAGUGGCCGUUCAUGACGACACAUACGUGGGGAGAGUACCCUCAGGGAACUUGGACAUUAGAGGCUCGGUUCAACGGCGGUUCUGGACCCAGCUCGUCAUCAGGCUGGAUCCGUGGGUGGUCAUUGGUGCUGCAUGGCACGCGAGCACCCCCAUAUGCUCAACUUCAACCCCAAGAUCCCCACUCCAAACUUGCCGUAGUCAAGAAGGCGCAUGAGGACAACGCCCUCACUCACUAAACUUCAAACCUUAAUGCACAGGAGAUACAGUUCAAUAUUGACUAUUCAUUAAAUUACAGUGCUUGAAUCUGUCUAACGUAAAGGGCUUAAUGCCUUCCUUUCCUGUGAAUACAUAUUUUGUUAGCCUCUAUCUGCGACCCGCGGUUUUGCCUGCGUCGAUUAGCAUAAAAAGUAUUCUGUGUUAAUCUAAGACGUGGAAUGGACCAUCCAUUUGUGUAUCUAAGAACAUCUUCAUAUAAUUGCUACAAUCCUUAUAAAUACAAUACAUUUUGUUUUUCUGUAAUUCCGUUGGGAUAAAAUAUUGUGAUUUUUCUAUUAGAAAUAUUGCUAUAAAAAUGAACUUUCUAUGGGAUAGGUUUAGUCCUCAGGAAUGGCAACGCGUGAGGGCCCAUGGUCGGCACAGUUUCUGUAAUAUUCAUAUACGUAAACGGCGGUUAUCGUUUUCUAUCAGCCCUGGUCCCUUAACCUGUUUGCCAUUCCCAACAACAAAAAUGUUAACAUUUAAAAUAUUGUCUAUAUUGAGCUGAAUCCCUUGUUUAUAGUUAAUGUACACUCACACGAAGUGACUUCCAUCAUUAUUUUUCAAGGGAAACACAAAUUGGGGACAUAGGUACUAACAUGUGUAUUCAAUAUCUAUAUUUUUUGAAAAAAUCUAAGUGAAAUCUCAUCCACUACUUUUGGCCAGUUUAGUUUACUUUAGAUCUUUGAAAUUCUGAUAACAAAUAUAUAUAUAUAUAUAUAUAUAUGUAUGUAUCAUCAACACGGAAUUCUUCAAUUAUUAUUACACCCAGCCAUUGAAGAAUUCCGUAAUAACAGAAAGAUAGUGGUGAUGAUGGUAGUGGCAUAAAACUGAUCAGAUGAUGAAGUGGAAAGUUUGAAAGGGUGUUUAAGUAUUUUUCUAACAUAUUUUAAUAUAACAGAAAUAGUGAAGUCUUGGCAAUAGCUAAUGAAGGGGAAUAUUUAGUCACUCCUAUGAAUGUACCUUAAAAGGUGGCGAGAUAGUUUAGUGGAUAUCGCCGUACCCGACAUUUGCAUACGUUUAAACCAGUGGCGACAUCUAUAACUGGUUUUGUGUAAAGUGGACCUAGAAAGAACUGAACGUGUCUGUGAAAUACUCUUAAUGCUGGUAAUUUGUGUUAUUAGUAUAACACUAUAAUAAGCAUUAGAAUGAUGCGACAAUUUGAUUUGGAUGGUUAAUUUUUAAAGAGCAUAGUCAAUGAUUUUCUAGGUUCAUUGUAAAAUAGAUGGCGUUAGGUAGUGCAGCGAGGCUUUCUUGAACAUUCUACGGUAUAAGGAUUACACAUUUCUUCCAUUUAAAAUUGUUUAUAUACUUACCUACAUAUAAUAGAGUUUCUAUAUUGGUAAUCGAGUUGGUUCUAUUUAAAACAAACAUUAGUAGGUCUAGGUUUAAUUUAAAAUAAAACAUUAAAUUGUACUAUCUUUUUUCAAAUCUGUAUCAAUUUAUGAAUUUUGUACUAUUCAGAUUUUUAUUUGCAUGGCUACUGCCAUACGUAUAUUUAUUAUAAAUCUUACGCUUUUCAAAGCUUUCUGUGCACUAUCUAGCGAGUGUAUGUACCUACCAAUCUCAUACAUAUUUAGAAUUAGAUAAGCAAUUUAUUUUGAAUAAUAAACUAUCUAUUUAGGUACCUAGUGUAUGUACCUCGCCAUAUAUUUAUAAUUUUAUUCACAGACAAAUUUGUUUUAAUUUUUCUGAAGUAUGUACUUAGGUACCUACUUAUUAUUUAUUAAUAUUUUUUUCGUUGAACUUGGGCAAAUCACAUUGAAUCACAUGUUAUCUUAAAUUAAUUUCAUGACAUUUCAUUUCUUAUUUAUCUAAACUAGUCUAAAUGUUCAAGUUCCGGGUACAGUCGAUAACAAAAGUGUUCACAAGUUUCGAGGAAAAAUAAAAGAAUAAUAUGUAUAUUGUGAACACGAAUGUAAUAAAUUUUUUAUUACUAUAACUCUAAGUGUGCAAGUGACGUCAAAAUAAUAUGGAGAAAGUAAAAAUCUAUAAUGAUGUACACGUUGAAUAAAAUAUUCUUUUUCCAUGGUAUUUUAAUGUAGGCGAGUUAUUGUCACAAUAGAAUGCAAUGCACUAUUUAGGUCAAUAGUUAUCUCUAUUCUUCUUUUAAUAACAGUAAUAAUAAUGUUAAAUAGUGUAUUGCAUGUGAUGGGUGUCAAAAGAAAUGGGGACUUAUAUUUUUAGAAACAUCUUUUAACAACAUUAUCCUUUUCAUUGUUUUGUGAACUUUUCCUAUUUUUAAAGAUCGCACAUUAUUAUUUUCUUAUGACAAUUAAUAGUGAAAUAUGGAUUACAAAUACUAAAAUUGUAUUGUUAACGAUGCACGUAUUUUCAUAGAGAAAUUAUUUAUUUAUCAAAUUUAUUACUGUUAUAAAUACGACAAGAUUUAGUUCAUUUUCUAUAUUAUAUAAUAUCGACCAUAGUUAGGGAACAUAUCAAUAUCAAAAUGUACCGAAGAUCAUAAAUUAAAAAAAUGUUUUAUACCCAUAACGUAAGAGAAUGAGUAAGAUUUAUUAUGAGUUCAUUACUUGCUUCGAUAAAAAAGUUGCAAGCAAUUAUAAUCUAAUUUUGUGAAGCAUUAUCUUCAUUUAUUAAUAAUUAUAAUAAUAUAAAAGAGAAUUGUUUAUGUACUAUUUUUUUACAACGUUCAUUAAAUUAUUCGUGUAUAUUUCGUCACUAUAUUUUCACUAUAAUUUAUAUACCUUUCUUAUAUUAUUGUUGUAUUUCAAAUGAACUUAUUUUAACCCAGCUAAAUGAAGUUCAUUUGAAAUAUUAUUUCGGUUUUAUAUAAUUAUAUGUGUCAUUUAGCUUAAUUAUGGAUAAAUGAUACAUAUAGUAAGACAUAUAAAGAGUAUAUUAGUAAAUUUGUGGUUAUUGAGUAAGAUAUAAUAAUGUAUUUAUAAACAGGAUUAAAGAACUUGUUUUUGGGCCCAGUAACAGUGAAUACAACUUAAUAUCAGGCUCUUUAUGUCUAUUUUCUUAAAAUAUAACUUUAUUAAACACAAAUUAAAUAUUACCAAGUGUUUUUAAUCAUAUAAAAUCCAAGUAUUGUAACAUUAUGUAAGAUCUUUAUAUUUAAUAGCGUAAUGGGCAUGAAAAGUAGGCUACAAAUAAAUAGGAUAAUCGUUAUAAGGGAAUGAAUUCAUAUAAAGAAAAAAAUAUAAAAUGUAUUAAUAUGAUAAUAGAAAAUAUAAUGUGAUUUGGUGUUGUAUUUGAAUUAAAUGACGUUUUUGUAA